GCUUAAGAUUUUACUUGUGAAUGGAAGGGUCAAAUUUUCGUUGCCCCACUACCAAGCCCCAUUAAAAGCAGCCAACCCACCAACUUUACUGGCAUAGUAGAAAGAGCCACAAGCCAAAGACCAAGGAUUACGGAUCUUUUUUAUCGCCCCGCGUAAUUUUCCAUUUGUCUGUCAUACAACUUUCCCUAAACUUUUCCUACAACCAAAAAAAAAAAAGGUUGACGAGGAUUAAUCUUUUUUUCAACAAUCUCCUCUCUACCCUUUCUCCAUUCCAUCCUUUUUUCUCAAGUUGUGGGAACAAGGUCCUUUUCUUUUUAUCCCCCUUGAUAAAAAGCCCACUAAUUAAGUUUUCUUGUCCUUGAUAAUCGGUCUCAUUCACUUGUGAUCGCAUCAAAAAGCCCGCGGUCGCUAUUUCAGAACCAACCAAAACCCAAGCGGGGUAGAUAACUUCGUCACUCACCAUCGUUUUCCUCUUCCCGGUCGACCAACAAUUCAUACAUACAAUAUAACAAAUAGAGGAAUAACUCGAGAAAAGGUCAUUUGAAGAGAUUUUCAAUAUGGUUUCCGCAUCCAAAGAGAAGAGACUCGCCAAGAAGGCUGCCGACGGCAAAGGCGAGAAAAAGACACUUGUCUCGAGAUCCAAGGCUGGAUCCAAGGCCGCAUCUAAGAGUGCGAGCGCUUCCGGUUCCGUCGCUGGCGAUGACCCUCCCGAUCUUGAUGAUGUCCCCGCAACCGACGAUACCAAGAUGGAGAAGGUCAAGGCUCUAUCCGACCAGAAGGAUAAGCAUGGCCUGUCUGACCGUAUUACUACCGGUGUCUUAGCAUCUGUAGUCACCAGCAGAGACGUCAAGAUCAUCAGUGCCAGUUUGACCUUCCAUGGUCGUGUACUACUCAACGAAACCAAUCUCGAGUUGUCAUUCGGUCGUCGCUAUGGUUUACUUGGUGAGAACGGAUGCGGAAAAAGUACCCUUCUCAAGGCCAUUGCUGCACGAGAAUACCCUAUCCCUGACCAUGUCGACAUCUAUCUUCUAAACGAAGGUGCGCCACCAUCCGACCUAGGUGCCCUAGAAUGGGUUCUCAAGGAGGCUGAGAAGGAGAUGGACCGUCUCGAUAGAUUGGCGGAGCAGCUGCUUGAGGACGAGGGUCCCGACAGCCCCGUACUGAUGGAUAUCUAUGAGCACAUGGACAAAAUGGACCCUUCCACUUUCGCCACCCGAGCCUCUCUUAUCCUGACCGGUCUUGGUUUCAACAAAGUUACCAUCCACAAGAAGACGAAGGAUAUGUCUGGUGGUUGGCGUAUGCGUGUUGCUCUUGCCAAGGCACUCUUCGUUAAGCCAACUCUGCUACUUCUUGAUGACCCCACUGCGCAUUUGGAUCUCGAGGCUUGUGUGUGGCUAGAAGAGUACCUCAAGAAGUGGGAGCGGACGCUCAUUCUAGUCUCCCACUCCCAGGAUUUCAUCAACGGCGUGUGCACAAACAUGAUUGACAUGCGAAAGCAACAACUCAUGUACUAUGGUGGUAACUUCGACUCCUACAUGAAGACCCGCAAGGAACAGGAGAUCAACCAGAUGACCGCCUACAAGAAGCAGCAGGAUGAAAUCAAGCAUAUCAAGGAGUUCAUUGCCAGCGCCGGUACUUACGCCAACUUGGUCCGACAGGCUAAAUCCCGACAAAAGAUCCUCGACAAGAUGAUUGCCGAUGGCCUCAUCGAGGAAAUUAAGGAAGAGAGGGAUUUCAAGUUCAGAUUCACCGAUGUUGACAAGCUACCACCUCCGGUUCUAUCGUUCGACGAUGUAACAUUCUCGUACUCGGGUGAGGCAAAGGAUGACCUCUACCGCAACAUCGACCUUGGUUUUGAUAUGGACUCCCGUACUGCUCUUGUUGGACCCAACGGUGUUGGAAAGAGUACCCUUCUUCGCUUGAUGACGGCCAAAAUCUCACCCACUUCGGGCUCUGUUCGUCGCCACACCCAUCUUAAGCUCGGCCUUUACUCGCAGCACAGUUCUGAGCAACUCGAUCUGACCAAGAGUGCCUUGGACUUUGUCCGCGACAAGUACCGUGAGAAGUCGCAAGAUUACCAGUUUUGGCGACAAACUCUUGGUAGAUAUGGAGUAUCCGGUCCCGUCCAGACUGCUUUGAUGGGCACACUUUCUGAAGGCCAGAAGAGCCGUAUUGUUUUCGCUCUCCUUGCUAUCGACUCACCCAAUAUGCUUCUCCUCGACGAACCUACCAACGGUCUAGAUAUCCCCACGAUCGAUGCUUUGGCAGAUGCCAUCGAGAAUUUCAGUGGAGGUGUCAUUGUAGUUUCCCACGAUUUCAGAUUGCUUGACCGAAUUGCCAAGCAAAUUCUGGUUUGCGAGAACCGAAGCAUCAAGCCUUGGGAAGGCUCAAUAGGAGAGUACAAGAACUAUCUCCGAAAGAAGAUGUUGGCCUCUGGCGCAGUCUAAGCGCCGUUCUUUUUAUGCGCUUGAUAUUUUGGUCUAGUUGACUUUUACGAACACUUUCCUCGGAUUAGAGGAGACAGGGUCGUGCUAAAGCAGCACGGAAUUGGGAAGCAUACACAUGUGGCUGCGACUCGGGGGUUCUAUAGAAUGGGCAUCGCAGCAUAGAGCCGUAGCCUAGGGGUUGAAAAGCUCUGCUUUUUAAAGAGGACCUUUACGAACUGCGACAAGCCAACCAACAUCGGUGUGCGCCGGAUUUCUCCUUCAUAGGGAUAGAUUAGAGACGAAUGAAAAAAUUGCCUUUUUAAA
Molecule: messenger RNA, 2750 nt
Organism: Hypoxylon fragiforme
Lineage: Eukaryota; Fungi; Ascomycota; Sordariomycetes; Xylariales; Hypoxylaceae
Product: P-loop containing nucleoside triphosphate hydrolase protein
Exons: 3
Coding region: 558-2447 (629 amino acids)
Molecular function (GO): ATP binding; ATP hydrolysis activity
Source: RefSeq, a predicted model, not a curated record